Schistosoma spindalis is the source of this 6542-nucleotide messenger RNA. NCBI's taxonomy places the organism in Eukaryota, Metazoa, Platyhelminthes, Trematoda, Strigeidida, Schistosomatidae. The record is from the annotation of a GenBank genome assembly.
AUACAACAUCAUUUUUACAGCCAUAUAAAAGUCAUUCAAAUGUGACGAGAAUUACUUUGUCAGUAUUUCCCUGCUCGUUAUUGAUUGAUUUUUGGGUCACGCAGUCUAGACGUGUUGAUGAACAGCGAAAACGCGUCUAAUCCUCAGGAAGUUAAUAAAACUAAGAAUCAUGUUCCUACAUUGAUGCUGACUGACGAAAAUUCAGGUGAAGUGUGUAAGAUCACUGUAAAAGAUGAAAAAGGAGAUGAAGUAGAUGUAAGAUAUGAUUCAGAAAAACAACAAGCACGUGGUGGUUGGAAUGGAAAACUGGAAUUCGUUAUGACGUGUAUUGGUUAUGCUGUAGGUCUUGGGAAUGUAUGGCGUUUUCCGUAUUUAUGUCAUAAAAACGGUGGAGGUGCAUUUCUCAUCCCCUAUUGUUUGAUGUUGAUAUUGCUUGGGCUUCCAUUAUUUUUUCUUGAAUUCGCAUUUGGUCAAUUUGCAAGUUUGGGUCCUAUAUCUGUUUGGAAUAUUAGUCCAUUAUUUAAAGGCAUCGGUUAUGCAAUGGUCAUUUUAUCAUGGAUACUUGUUGUAUACUAUCAAAUUGUUGUAGCGCAUUGUUUAUACUUUUUAUGCGCUAGUUUUACGAGCCGAUUACCUUGGACAGAUUGCGAUCCAUCUUGGAGUAGUCCAAAUUGUAUGGAUGCAUCUCGUGCUAACUUUACGAAUAUUACAAAUCCUAAAGCUCCAUCAGAAGAUUAUUACUUUAAUGAAGUACUUAAAUUAAGCUCUGGUCUUGAAGAAUUCGGUACACCAAGUUGGUCAUUAACAUUAUGUUUAUUGACUUGUUGGAUAAUUUGUGCAUUAGCUGUUAUCAAGGGUGUACAAUCACUUGGUAAAGUGUCUUAUUUUACAGGCAUAUUUCCAUAUAUAAUGUUAACUAUUCUCCUAAUACGAAGUGUACUUCUUCCAGGUGCCAAAGAUGGUGUACUUUAUUAUUUGACACCUGAUUUCUCACGUUUAAAAGAUCCACAAGUAUGGGCUGAUGCUGCAACACAAAUUUUUUUCUCUUUGGGCUGUUGCAACGGUGGUUUGAUAACAAUGUCGAGUUAUAAUAAAUUUAAGAAUAACUGUUGUAGGGAUGCUGUAAUAUUUGCUAUCAUCAAUUGUGCAACUUCUGUAUACGCUGGAUUUGUCAUCUUUAGUAAUUUGGGUUUCAUGGCUUUAACAAAGAAUACAACAGUUGCUGCAGUUGCGACAUCUGGUCCUGGACUCGCUUUUGUUGUCUAUCCUGAAGCGAUGACAAAUAUGCCACUGCCUAGUUUAUGGUCAGUGUUAUUUUUCAUCAUGAUGUUAACACUUGGUCUUGGUUCACAAUUUUCCAUAUUGGAAACAACCCUAUCCGGUACAGAAGAUGAACUGAGACGGUUAGGUGUUGUGUUGACAACAAAACGUAAAAUGUUCUAUCGAAUUGUUAUAUGCUUUGUUGAUUUCUUGCUUGGAUUACCUAUGGUCUGUGCUGGUGGUUAUUAUUUAUUCUCUAUAUGUGAUAGUGUUAUAUCAGGCUAUACACCUUUGGUUAUUGCAUUAUGUGAAACAAUUGUUAUCUGUUAUGUAUAUGUUUGAUUUGGUAGGAGGGCGGUCUACAGUGAUUAUUCGGUCACGUGAGCAUCUGUCUGUCGUUUAGCAACUUUGUAAUAUUAAUUCAUUGAUCAUUUGAUGUAUUUCAUACUUUAUAUUUAACUAAAACAAGAACGAUUAAUGUAGCAGAAUAACAUGAAUUGGUUAUAUUAUUCGGAGUUUCUCGUCAGCUGAUUACAUCUUAAACACAAUAGUAUUAAUCAUUAAAAAUCACUGUGUACAUGCCCCCAAACGUCGUGGUACGGCCAGGGUUGGGAGAGUUAGCUCUCCUUCUGGAAAUGCUCUCAUAUGGCCGCGUGCAUCCAACCACUGACAGUGAAGUUCUACUCACUGCCUUCUCGCGGCGGGGAUGUUUACUACAUCGAGAGAACGAAAAGCGAAUGUCUGGCGCUUUAACCGCGUCAGUGGACACAAAGGGUCCACCUAGGGGAGUUGGAAAACCCUGAUUCCAAACCGAUGGUGUACAUGGGCUGCAGAAUCCUAAGGAAACAAGUGGCGUAUGAACCAAUCUUUGGUUACUGGUUACCAUGUGACUGCAUCUUCUGACGUUGAUCCAUUGCCUUAUGAAUCAGACCUUUAGGUCGAAGGUUCCGAGUGUAGCCGCCUAAAAAAACCACCUGCUUCAGUUUGGACACUCGGGAAGCAUUACAGCCCAAACACAAAUCAAGUGACCUGUGUGGCUCAUACGUAUUCUGUUCCCCUUUGUACCAAAGCCUAUGUGUUCAAAGAAAUAAAUAACUGUGUACAUACUUUACAUCAUCACAUCAAGAAAAUUCUCAUCAGUGAAGAUGAAUGAAUGUAGUAAUAAGUGUGACGGAACUAUCAGAGAUGUUUUCCUGGUCAGCGUUUUUCAGCGAAUUAGUUUUCUAUGGGAUGGGGUCGCUAACCCCAUGCCCAACCCUCCUCCUUUAUCCGGGCUUGGGACCGAAAGUAGCCUCAGAGGAGCUCCAGGUGGAGUUAGCAAGGAUGUACAUUUGUUGAAUAAUGUGAAUAUUUAUAAGUUGAAUUUAUAAAAAUAUUCUAAGAUAGACAACUGAGAACUUAGAAACAGAAUUAUUUAGAAGCAAUAUAUUAAUGUUAAUAUUAUUUAACUUUUAAAAUAAAAUUGACUGAGUACAGUAGUAAGAAUUAUCCAUGUGUCAGGAAAAGAAGAACGACGUAACAAACACUUAUGAAUUAAGUCACCAUGGUAAGGCAAGACGAACAACUAAAUCUCAUCUUUUUAUGUCAAUUGAUUCGACUAAUCUAAGUGAAUUCGACGUUCUUUGUUUAUUAAUUAUCGUGAAAGACUUUAAACCAUCAACACCACUGUCCAACAGAUAGUGUGCUUUUGCACUGCUGAAAACGUGGUGUCCUCUAAGUUUUAGGUUCUAUGGAAUGCACUCAGCAAUGCGUAAACUAACCCUCCUUUCUGUUUUUCCGAUAUAUAUGCUUUGACAUGUAGAUGUAAACUGAUAAACACAAUUAAAGGUAACCAGGUUGGGAUUUGUCCACAUGACUGUCAUGAUUUAUUUGAUACAGAGAGAUCAGCUUGGUAACUAGAUAACUGCCUAAUACUCGACAUGAAUGGCUGUAUAAAGAAUUUGUAGAGAUUGCUGGAUUUUAUAUUUUUCGUCAUAAACUGAUUGUAGCUAGACAGCCAUUAAAAACCAGGAAGCAAUCGAUAGCUGUUUCAUCCCAGUAAAAGUCUUCUCAGGAAAGUGCACUCACAGCUACACUGAUAAUUGAACCAUGGAUCAUUGUGGUCUUGAUUCCAGCGAUUAAUCUCUAAAUAAUAUCUUAAAUAGUCUGCAUCCAGUAAUUUACAUGUUUAGUUUCAGUCAAUUUUCAUUCCAAAAUCAUUGGUGGGUGACUGCCUAAUACUCGACGUGCUUGGCUUUCUCUGUUUACAGCUUCGCUUAGAACUCCGAAAAAUAUAUCUCGAAGUUAGUUCCUAGUUAUCAAGUGAUCAAUAUAUAUAUAUAUAUAUAUAUAUAUAUAUAUAUAUAUAUAUAUAUAUAUAUAUAUAUGAGUUAAUGAAGAUUGUUGAAUUCUGUAGUUUCCAUCACGAAUUAUCUGUAACUAGAUAAAUAUGAAUAACUAGGGAGUACUUGACAGUUGUUUCAUCAUUAAAUGGGACAUCUCAGCAGUGCGUAUCCAAAGACUUCACGUCUCCUGAACUACUAUUCAAUGGCUUAAAUGUUGAACUGAAUUCAUGAUAUUGCACAAUCGUUUCCCAAGUCUCUCAGUGGUUAAUCGCUACACACCCGACAACAUUGAACAUAACUACUCACAGCUCCUGACUAGAGCUGCAGGAAUUUACUUCUCGAAAUCAAUUUCAAAUUAGAAAUAUAAAUCUGAUCCUAUCAACUAAGCAGUGCAACUGAAUAAUCGCUCAACGCAUAACCUAAAGGUUUUAGGAUUAAACACAACAGGGAUCAUCCGUACUCAUUUCUGUGAAGUUCCAUGCUUAUGAAAAAAAGAACUAUCCAACGCCUAAUUUUAAAUGGUUGUUUGACUAAGAUCUGUUCACGAUGUGAAUUUUAAAGUUUUAUUCUUGUUAUACUCAUCCGAAUGAAUUUCCAUAACAAUGAAAAUUUUCGCCUAAAUUAUUUGUUUAAAUUCUAAUGUUCACUUUUUUCAAAAUUUUUCUUCAUUUAUUAUCUAUCAGGGUUAAAACAAUUUCGACGUGAUAUUGAAAUGAUGAUUGAUGAACGACCAAAUUGGUAUUGGCGUAUUUGUUGGCUUGUAUUCACACCGAUCAUUUGUUUCUUAUUGAUCAUUGCAAUAUUUAUUUAUUCAACAGAAUUUAAAGAGGGCAAUUAUACAUAUCCACAAUGGGCAUUAAUAUUUCGUCAAAUAUUAGCAGCUAUACCUGUAUUAACAAUCAUUGCAUGGUUUUUAUAUAAAUACUGUAAAGAAGGCGGUUAUGUUGUAAGCUUCUCUCAUUAUUUUUAUGUUGUGAAUCAAUUAUGAAUGAUUUAUCUUUGUUGACAAAAAUUAGCAACUCUCGUUAGUAUAGCCCAUUUUUAGCUAAUCAGCAAGCAAGUGAUGUAAAUGAAUAAUUAUUUAAGGGUUCUGUGGAGAUUAACUGAUUUAAAUGGAUUACAUUAUGCACUGAUCAUAGUUGGGCCAUCACCGGGAACCAGGAAGCACUGUUUCUUUCUAGUAUGGAACUCCCCCAGCAUUGAGGAUUCACAAUCCUACAAGAAGUCACACCCAGAACCCCUGUCUCAGGAGUGGACGCUUGAACUCGAGACUACCGAAAGGACAGAAGAACAGUCCAGUGCUUUCUGGUUUUCAAUAGUGGUCUAGCAAAGAUCAGUCAUUGAUGUGAUCUAUGAAAAAUAGUUUAUUACAUAAAGACCCGUAAACUUAAAGUUAGGAAUAUGAGUUUGAGUUACAGUAGAAGAAUGAUUCGUAGCCGAAUUGAUAAACGGUUAUGUAGAUAGUUAGCUACAUUGAAACAUUUUAAAAUUGUAUUAAAAAGUUACGUUGCAAUUCGAUUCGUUUUAUACAAUCUUUUCCUAUCGACAAUGUAAUCAUUUUUUUUUCGUUAAUAUUUCAAUAGUUACUCUCUAAUUCCUCAAUAUUCUUUAGUCUUACUGUGUUUAUAAAUGUAAGACGUCCUAUUAAGAUACAAAAUGUUUAUCAUUAGCUUGCUUAAAAACCUGUCUUAAAGCUACUAUCUUAAAUCUAAUUAUGACUCGUCAGUAAAACUUACUUUUACAUCUAAACAUUAGUGUUAAUCGGAUUCUACCAGUCAAGUUACACUGUAACUAUUAAUGUAAAUAUUUUCUCUAUAAUCUCAUACAAUAUACUUUGAUGUUCAGGAACAUAGUCGACAGAGUGACCUAAAUAUAUGUUUCAGUCUAGUUUACUCCAAGAUAAAUUUUUAAUUCCCAUUAAUACACACAAAAUUAUUUUUAACCCCACCACCACCCUUUAUGAAUAGUUAAUGAAAGAAUUUUUGAAACCUGUUCAUGAAUGGGGGCCGGCCGAGAAAGAAUAUCGUACAGAAUUCAUUUCAAUGAUUAAAUCAAAUGAAUCGUUACAUCGUUCGCGUAUUUAUGAUAUUGGUCCUGGUAAUGCAUCGACAACAAUGACUCAUGCAAUAUCUAAUAGUCAAAUGAAUUUUAAUUUAGGCGGUUCACUUGUCAGUGGAUUAGCUGUUGCCACCGGCGUAAUGGAUGAUACGAAAUUUUUUCAAAGUAAACUAAAAGUAGCUGAAAAACUUACUGAAGCUCAUACAAAGGAAGUGAUAAAACGAGCUGCUAGUAAUGCAGAUUUUGCUCCAUUAGAUCCUAAUCUAGCUUUAACAACCAGUCAAACAGCUUUAGCUGCAGCCAGUUCUGCUGUUAUUCUCAACACAUUACAGAAACAAAUUCCAGAAAAUCCUGUUCAAACGUUUACUUCUAUAAAAUUACCGGAACAAAUUGAACGUGGUGAUGAUGACGAUGAUGAUGAUGAUGAUAAUGUUGAUAUUGUCAGAGUUAAACAAAUAACACCAUCACAUCAAAAACAUGAUUCGAAUGAUCAUCAUCAACCAAGUACACCGCACUGCCUACAACAAAGUCAUUAUCAAGAAGAAAAUCAUGAAGUACAUUUUGACAAACUGAAUAAAAUUCAACGUUUAAUUGAUAAAGUUAAAAAUUCUAUUUAAAAUAUUAAAUUGAUUUGAUGACUUAAAAGGGCGGAUAAAUCUGGAGGUUUCAAAAUAAUAAUAAUAAUAAACUAUAAGAUCUUGUUUGGAAUUCAUUCUCAGCUUUAUAUGAUUUAUAAUUAAAUAUACUGUUUGUAGUAUUAUUGUUAGAAAUACACUUAAACAUUUAAUCAUAGAAUUCCAAAAUCAAUUCUUGCUCAAAAGAACAUUUGUACACUUUGUUGUAUAUUGUUAUUUACUCUUUAUGUACAAGCAUAUUUUUUAAAUAAAGAUCCUUUAUUUC